AUGGGUGACUCCAGCUCUGAGGAGGUAAUAAACAUAAGCAGAAGGGAACACCAGGUGGCAAGAAAGCGUGUACUCGAGGACCUUUUUGAGGAGGAUGAACGUGAAAUUUCUGAGGAAAGCAUUUCCUCUAUUGAUUACGGAGACAGAGAUUCCCUGUUUUUCGAGAUUUUUGGAACGGGAGAAGAAUACAGAUAUGUUCUUGAGAGCGAUCCCCAUGAGGUAGCUGAGGAGGCUGGCCGCUGCGAUGAGCCUACACCCGAAAGUAAGACCGUGGAUUUGGAUAAGGUGUAUGAAUAUGCGGCAAAUAACAUGAGGACCAGGACGGAAUCUCUUAAGAAAAUUAUCGAAUUGGUAGGAAGGGGGUACACCAUUCAUUUUGCGUUGCUGCACAGCGGAAUUGAAGAUGUUGGUAUUGAGGAGGGAUACGAAGUUGUGGACAUUUUUGACGAGUACAGGGAAUUUGUGGAUCUAAAGGAGAAAAUGAGGAGAAGGUACGGAAAUGACAAGCUUCUCCAAGAUAUUGAAGGUAUCCAGGGCCUUAAGUGGUAUUCUGCCUAUAAAAAGCAUCUGGACAAGGAUCUCAGCCUCCCGGAUGAGCUACUCUCAGCAGAAGACUUCUGUGAGAACAUAAAAGCAAAGAAGAAAAUCCAUGAGCCCCGGAACUCCUCUUUUCUUUCAGACUUUGCUAACGAAGACAAGUUGAUUCAAAGAAUUUCUUUACAUCCUGUGUUCAGGAGUGCCUUGUACACGGUCUUCAGAAACCAUGGAAUACGGAGUGAGAAAAAUGGCCUGGAUGUUAGGGAUGAUGUCAUGAAAAGAGACCUGGUGGACUUCUAUCUAAGUGAUAUUUCAUCUGAAGACCCAUGGAAUAGAUACCGAGAAAGGAUCAUCCGCUCUUCCGCGGAAAAAGCAGCGAAGGAGGCUAUUGUCCCCCUGGUUCUUAAGGAAACGGAUCUAAGGGAAAUGAAAAGAAGAGUUUUUGUUGAGGCUGUUGAUAGAAUAGUAAACGGAUCCAUUGGAAUUAAGGGAGAUGGCACGCAUGUGUGUGGAGUCACAAGGGAGAAGAAGUAUCUCAAGGCUGUUACGGUGAACUUUGAGGGUGACCUGGUUGACUACAUAACGGUCAAGGAGGAGGAGAAAGAUGAACUCUUGAGAUUCAUUGAGAAAUUCGAUCCAUGCUGUGUAGCAGUUAGUGGAUCCACUACGUCUAUCAGGUACCUAAUGAAAGAUCUUUCUCCGUGGAAUCCCGUCUAUGUAGAAAGCAGGCUUGCACAUACAAAAGCAGAGGACACUUACUCAUUUUGCUGCAACAUAGCAAGAAUUAUUCAGUGCCCUGAAAUCGAGUACAGCGAUAUGCUAGAAAAGGGCAUCGUAUAUAUACAGCAACAAAUAUUACCUAGAAAUGUGAUGGUUGAGACAAUAAGGAAAGGAAUUCUGACAGCAAUAUCCAUAGUUGGGGUUGACGUGAACUAUCUUCUCAAUAACAGGAGAAAAGAGGGCCUAUUGUCGCUUAUCCCAACAAGUAGUUCGCUGAAAAGCAGCCUAUCUGACCUAAGAUGUGUGAUGAAGCUGGAAGAUCUCAAAGACUUGUGUGAGAGCGAGGUAGAGUACGACAAUCUCGUAACGUAUAUUAGAGUGCAUCCUAGGGUACUUUCAAGAGUCUCUGGUAGCGAGAUAUUGGAUGCCACUCCAGUUCAUCCAAAGAACUACGAUGUUGUAAGGAAAUUAUGCACAGAUUUGUGCAAUGAGGAGGGUGUUGAUGAAAAGAAUCUAGACCCCGUAAAGAAGGCGCUAAGUAACGCCAAAGAGCUACUCAAGACAUCCAGGCCUAAGAUCCUGGAAUGUGGAGAUCCUUUAACCAUCGACGUUUACAAAACCUUAGUGGAUGGUGAUAGGCCCAUAUACUCUGGGCUUCCUGACCAUCUUGUCUUCAAAGAGUUAACAGGAUGCGAUGAGAGUCUGAUCGGCAAGGUGGUAGAAGGAAGAAUAUCGAAAUGUGGAAACACAUACUAUCUCUUGGAUUCUAAUGCCACCCCUGCAGCAAUAUACAUAAGAAAGAACAGGGGACAGCAAGAGCUCUUUUUAAACCAGCUGGUUACCGUAAGAAUCGAGUAUAUGAAUGACUUUUUAUUAUCAUAUACAGCAAGCAUUGCCGUCUCUGAGCAGAAGAAGCCCAAUCAUUCUCGAUUCAUGACCCACCCCUUGUUUAAAGAUCUUAACAGUGAGCAGUCUGAAGAAUAUCUUAAAGACCACUCUUCCUCUAUACUUCUAAGAAGAAGUCGAAAAGACUGCUCUCCGGUGGUUGUUCUAAAGGUAUCGGAUGGAAUAUAUAUUCACAUGAAGAUACAAGAGGCAGAGAAAUACUACUACAAGGGCAACUCGUACGACGAUUUGGACGAGUUCAUAUCUAGGGUGGCUAAAAAGAUGCUCACGAACUUCAAAAACAUAAAGAACCACAAGUAUUACUUUGAGAAUGAGGAAAAGCUUCUGGACUAUCUUAAUCAGGGAGGGAGUUAUAUAAGAUACGGAUUUUGCCUCAGCAGGAAGUAUCCUGGAAAGCUUUGUAUGCUAUAUCGUGACGGACGUAACCAUAAAGAGUACAUUACGGUAGACGAGCACCUGGUAUACGAAGGCAGAAACUUUGCAAGCCUUGAUGAAUUUGUAAGAUACAGAAAGUCCCUGUGA
Messenger RNA from Encephalitozoon cuniculi GB-M1, 2685 nucleotides. RefSeq names its product chromatin structure modulator. Lineage: Eukaryota; Fungi; Microsporidia; Unikaryonidae. Gene Ontology annotation, biological process: transcription elongation-coupled chromatin remodeling; transcription elongation by RNA polymerase II; nucleosome organization. The record is from RefSeq and is marked provisional. The coding region runs from base 1 to 2685 and encodes 894 amino acids. The transcript has a single exon. Gene Ontology annotation, cellular component: transcription elongation factor complex. Gene Ontology annotation, molecular function: histone binding; nucleosome binding.